AUGACAGAGGAUCUUGCUCCAAUCACAGAGGCUCUAAAGGAGUUGUCAUCCACAACCGCAAAACUCAAGACGACUCUUGCAACCUUGCAGAUCUCUGUCCUUCAAAAAGAUGACCUCGCAGAAGCUUUUAGCUCUUUGACCCUCAAUCCUUCCUCAAUCCAAUCAUUAAAAACAGAGCUAUCAAAGGUGGCCGCCCAUUUUGCUGCUGAUUUCGUCUUUACCGGAUACACAGACUAUUCCACGUUCAAGGACAAGAUCAAGAACAUGUUCUCCUCUGCGGUCACCUACGGCAUCGACACCAAGUCAUCCAGGGCAAAUAUCAACCAUCUAGCCACACGCAGAAAGCUAGAUGAAAUGGUUGAAGGCCUAGGGAUAACCCAAGAGGGUGAAGAGGCAGAAAGGCCUUUACCCGAGGGGGAGGAAGUCAGGAAGGAGAGGGAGCAGAAGAGGAAGAGGCAGAAGGCCAAGAAACAUAGAGAGAGGGAGGAAAAGAAAAGGAGAGAGGGGGAAGAAAGAGAGAGGCAAGAGCGAGAGGAGAGAGCAAGGAAGAAGGAUGAAGAGAGGAGAAUGAAAGAAGAGGCUCUGUGUCAACUAGAACAACUUUCAAGUUCUCACGCAGAAGAAUCCGUGGAAGAGCAAGACGAUAGUGAGGCUGAAAGCUCUUCUUCAUCGGAUAAUGAAGAGGGUGAUGAGGGAGGAGUGGGAGUAGCGGUUUUGGCUCCAGAAGAGCCAGAGCAGCCUAGAACUUUAAAUAGGCACAUAUAUUUUCCAAGCCCAACUCCCAGUGCAAGCACACAAUCUGAAUCUGUUGGUCGAGCAACAAGAGUCAUUGAACAAGAGGCGCACAUAUCGAAUCCUGACCAGCCUAUCCAGCCAAAGGUCGAAUCUGCCUCUGACCAAGCAAGCCAAAGGAAAACCACAAUACAGGGCUUACCCUCUCAAAAGGGUGAUACAUUUGAAAAUAUAAGUGGCAUGUAUCCCCAUGCCACGUCACUUUCCCAUGCAGAGGAAUUGGUUUCCUCUGCACUAGACAUUUCCCAACCUUGUUCAGAGCAAGGAUUAGGUGCACACGGCUUGGAGAGUCUCGACCGGUCUCAUAGUCCAAUCAUUGAGGGUUAUCUUGUAGACUCUGAAUCUGCUGAGAAAAUUCCUCUUGACAGAAUGAUAGAGAUAAGAGCUCUGGGUUAUCGACUUCUUAAGAAGGUGGCAGACUACAUCUCGGACUUCAACAACACGGCAAAACAGGCAGCCGUCGACAUGCGUCGCUCUUUGGAAACAUUUAAAUUCAAGGAGGACGUGGAAAUCAUCAAGGCUACCAAUACUGCAUCCGACAUCGUCGAACUCUUUGACGCUAAGGUCAAAGCCAUGCCUCCAGCCAAUGUGCAGAAGCCCAAGAGGAAGUCAGUGCAGCCUACUACUUGUGCAGAAGCCUCAAAGAAGAAAAGGCUUGAUGACAAUAAGGACCCAGACCAGUCUAGCCCUCAAAGUCAUCAAGAGGGGGAGAAACAGCCUGCAGCUUUAAAAUAUACCAUUCCUACUAUUGCCCCCUCUGCCUCUACUCCUCAAGAGCCAGCUCCAGCACCAAGAAAUCAACAGUCCAGGGCUGCGUACGCAUAA
Messenger RNA from Cynara cardunculus var. scolymus (artichoke), 1617 nucleotides. Its product is annotated as histone-lysine N-methyltransferase, H3 lysine-79 specific-like. The record is from RefSeq and is a predicted model, not a curated record. Lineage: Eukaryota; Viridiplantae; Streptophyta; Magnoliopsida; Asterales; Asteraceae. The transcript is spliced from 3 exons. The coding region runs from base 1 to 1617 and encodes 538 amino acids.